This is a messenger RNA of Melitaea cinxia (Glanville fritillary), 2213 nucleotides long. Its product is annotated as beta-galactosidase. Gene Ontology annotation, biological process: carbohydrate metabolic process. Gene Ontology annotation, molecular function: beta-galactosidase activity. Gene Ontology annotation, cellular component: vacuole. The coding region runs from base 1 to 1968 and encodes 655 amino acids. The record is from RefSeq and is a predicted model, not a curated record. The transcript is spliced from 11 exons. Lineage: Eukaryota; Metazoa; Arthropoda; Insecta; Lepidoptera; Nymphalidae.
AUGGACGGAUCAAGUACAGGCUGCAAUGGACGUUCCAUUACAAGCUACGGACGUUCCAUAUCAAGCUUGUGGCUGAGAAGUGAUGACCACGACCGCUCUGAUAAGAGCAUAAGUCGUAAUAUUAGCAUAGAAGGGAAUGACUUCGUUCUGGAUGGAAAGCCUUUUCGGAUUAUGUCGGGGUCUCUUCAUUAUUUCAGGCUGCCGUCGGAAUAUUGGCGCGACCGGCUGAGAAAAUUAAGAGCAGCUGGCCUCAAUUCUGUAGCCACGUAUGUAGAGUGGAGCAGCCACGAGCCGGAAGAUGGUUCAACCACAUUUGACGGAGACAACGACAUCGCUCGCUUCAUAAGUAUCGCAGCGGAGGAAGAGUUAUACGUUCUACUUCGACCGGGUCCUUAUAUUUGUGGUGAACGGGACCUAGGAGGUCUUCCAUACUGGCUUCUUGGUAAAUACCCAAACAUAAGAUUGCGGUCAACAGACAAAGAUUUUAUCGCAGAAACUGAAAAAUGGAUGUCUAAAGUUUUCAACCAACUCAAACCUCUUUUAUACGGAAAUGGAGGUCCAAUAAUAAUGGUACAGGUAGAAAACGAAUAUGGUAGUUAUGGAAGUAGUAAAGCAUACAUGGAGCAAAUUCGUGACAUAAUAAAACAGCACGUCGAAAACAAAGCAUUAUUGUUUACGACAGACGGUCCUUAUCAUUCGUAUUUCUAUGACGGAUCUGUCCCCGGGGCACUCACUACAAUAGACUUCGGAACUACAGCGAAUAAAGUAGUGGACAUGUUUAAGCAGCUGCGCGCAUUCAUGCCUGUAGGACCUUUAAUGAACUCAGAGUUCUAUCCCGGCUGGCUCACUCACUGGACUGAAGACAUACAACAAGUAGCCACAGAACGUGUCGUCGCUACUCUAACAGAUAUGUUGGAUAACAAUAUCAAUUUCAAUAUUUACAUGUUCUUUGGCGGCACUAAUUUUGAAUUUACAUCAGGUGCUAAUUACGGUUUAUUCUACCAACCUGACCUCACAUCGUAUGAUUAUGAUGCUCCCCUAUCAGAAGCAGGAGAUCCGACGCCAAAAUAUAACGCUAUACGCAACGCACUAGCAAAGUACAAUCUUGUCCCAAAGUACCUACCUCCUCCUGUGCCAUCUAAAAAAGGGUCGUAUGGGCAAAUAACUUUAAGACCAAAAAUCAAUCUACUAUCUACAGACGGUCGCUCGAAACUCGGAAUGAAAUAUGAAGACGUUAAUGGAAUAAAAUUACCAUCAUUCGAAGAACUACGUCAACGCAGCGGACUGGUUCUUUAUGAGACAACGCUUAAUGAAACAGAAGGAGUUCUGACAAUAACAAUGCCCCGUGAUUGGAUAUAUGUUUUCGUUGAUAGUAAACUACAAGGAGUUAUUAACAGAAUGCAGAAACAAUACACGAUCAAUAUAAAAGCAAAGCAAGAUUCCGUUUUGUCUUUGCUUGUAGAAAAUCAAGGACGAAUUAACUAUGGCAAUAGGUUACAUGAUUUUAAGGGGAUAUUAGGACCAGUGUCUUUGGAAAAUACGAAAGGAUAUAACAAAAGGUUAGAAGGUCCUUGGAAAGUUACUGGAUACCCUUUGGAAGUUGAAAAGAGUUCUGAUUUAGGGCUAAACAAUAUUGUCGGUGAAGCGAGUACUGCAGUAGGUCCCACGCUAUAUGAAGGUGUACUUCUUUUACCUCAGGGUACACCGUUGGAUACGUUUGUUGAUCCCACUGGAUGGGGAAAAGGUUACAUAUUUGUAAAUGGGCAUAACCUUGGAAGGUAUUGGCCGAAAGUGGGACCGCAAGUGACACUUUACUUACCAGGAGUUUGGUUAAAACCGGCGCCUGCGCAGAAUAUUGUCAAGAUACUCGAACUACAAGAUUCUCCGAUAAGCCCGACGCUCAGUUUCCUUGAUUAUCCUAUUUUAAAUAGAACUGGUAGUCUGUUUGAUAGUUUACUAUUCAAUUGAGUUUAGUCUCCUUAUUAGUAUAAUGUUUUGAACCAAUGUAUAAAAUAUUUUUAAGAACUUUUAGAAAAAUUUUAGGGCUAUACCUUAAUGAAUAAUUAAGGGGAAAAUGUUAUUUAAAGUACGAAAUUCUAUAACUAACAUAUCUAUGUAAAUAUAUUACAUUUUUUAAGUAACAUACCAAUAUUAUAUAAAAUGUACCUACAGGAUAGUACCUAUAUAAUAAAGUGUUUCCAAAAUUAUGAGUA